UCUUCUGGGUAUCACCGGCAGCGGCUGGGGUUGGCUGGUCAAGGACGACGUCACCGGCCUCAGCAUUGUUACCACCAAGGACCAGGACCCUGUCACCAAGGGUGUGCCCAUCUUUGGUGUCGACAUGUGGGAGCACGCGUACUACCUACAGGUUCGUCCUCACCAAUGAGAACAUGUGCUCGAAACUCUAGUAGACUAAUCGAGGAUGGCAAUAGUACCUCAACGGCAAGGCGGCAUAUGUGGAGAAUAUUUGGAACGUCAUCAACUGGAAGACCUCAGAGCUCAGGUUCUCGGGCAGUCGAGAUGAUGCCUUUAAGGCAUUGAAGGCAGUACUCUGAGAAGAGCAUGUUAGGAUGGUAAUCACAUAGGGUUUAAGGUACGUGACUAUGAAUAGAUUGCAUAUCUUUAUCCCAAAGUUGUUUGCUCGGAGACGAAAAGGCGCAGGUACUCCCGUAGGGUGCAGUGCAAGACAGCCGCAUCAUGCGCUUGAUCUUUCAUUUAUGCCAGCGGGACCUGCCACAAUCAAAUCAAGUGGCUGGGGAGGAAUUAGACGUACACACAGGUGCCGCAAUUGUGGCCACCUUACAACUCCUUACCCGGUCGUGUUACCUGCAACCGUGGACGAGCUUGGCAGUGAUUCCUCUUCAUAUUGUGCAGAGCUUAAGACAGUUUCAGAUACGUGUUUUUGCUCUGUAUGUGAACAUUACUCUGCUGUACGCAGAGUGCCAACUUGGUCGCAUUGUGCGAGGAUCAAUGAUUUAGGCCCCCCGUCCUCGAUGAUGUGGCGCACAACUAUGACUUCGAACGCCUCUGACCACGCGUGCCACGCAUCGAGACGGUACCGUCGUCCGGACAGGUCGGGGCAAGGUUUGGUCAAACAAAACAUCUCGUGCAGAACAAGGUGUGUUGUAGAGGGACUCUACCCGAGUUCAGCCGCUCACCCAAAUCUCCGAGUAUCAACAAGGACAAACAUCGACGGGUGUGAGACGGCCCACACAACCCGAGGCGAAGUGCACACAAGACGCGAAGCUCUGCUGGUCAUUCCAAAGUGACAGAGAUGACUCCCGCCUUCGGCCGAUCAAGAAACUUCCGACUUUACUGCCGUAACGGAAUCUUCUAGACAAAAGUGCCUCCUACCAUUUCGCCGUGCCAUUCGCACAGCCCUACUGUGUCUACUCCCGCAAU
This is a messenger RNA of Colletotrichum acutatum, 1185 nucleotides long. RefSeq lists its product as uncharacterized. The record is from RefSeq and is a predicted model, not a curated record. Lineage: Eukaryota; Fungi; Ascomycota; Sordariomycetes; Glomerellales; Glomerellaceae. The transcript has a single exon. Bases 387 to 1052 code for a protein of 221 amino acids.